AACUAACUUGUUCACCUGUGUGAGCAAAGAAGAAGAAGAAGAAUAAUGUUUGAUGCGGCCUAUCCCAUCUUCAACAGGUAUCGAGUUUCGAGUCAGUUGAAGAACAUCCGUUCGAAGGACAUCAUCAUCAUUCUCGUAGCUCGUUGUCAGCCCAAUUUCUGUUUGGCUAACUGUCCCCGUCGUCGUCGUUUACAUACGUACGCUAACUAACUGAAGCUAACAUAACACGUUGUUUUUAUCUGCAGUAUCAUCAUCAUCAUCUUCUUAAUAAUAAUAAAGAAGUACUUUCUCUCUGGUAUUCUACAACAGUGUGACAUUAUAGACAUACAUUUUUAGCGUAUGGUGUGUGUCGUGAUGUGAAGUGCAACUCACUCGUUUCGUUAUAAACGAUGAAAAGUGGGACGACUUGUUCCAAAAAACUGAAUCGCAUUGCUGCUGGAUUGUCCCUGUUACAUGGGAGACUUGACAUAAUUGUUGGUGGAGGUGCGGCGGUGGUGGGAGUCAGUUAGGUUGUUGUUAUGAGGGAAUGAGGAAGGAAGUACGUGUAUGCAUAUGCACAUAUACUAAUAAGUAAUAGCUGAUUAGCAAGGAGGCAGGCUGAAUUAGUGAGAAGAACAGUUGAGAAAAAACAAUAAGGAAGUGAGAUGAAGUGUUUGUGGAGCUUGUUGGAGGGGAGAACGAGACAGAGGUUGAGGGUCCGAGCCUUCUCCGUCCUCUUCACAUUCCUCUCGAUGGGUGACAUCCUCGACCUUCCUCAAGCAUUAAGUCAUUUAACUGUAUCAAGAAAUACGCUACAUUUCAAUAAGAAUAGAAGGAUUCUCCCCUCCGUGGGUGCCCUAGACUUAACGACCAGAGAUAUUAAUCUUAGUGAUCUUAGUGGUGAUAGGUUAAGCAGUAGUAAUCUUAGAGUGCCAGGGUUUAAGCAGGAGGAGGAAGUCAACUGGUUACAUCGAGUUCCUCAGGAUAAGUUGCUGCACGCUUUAGCAGAUUCAAAACUAAGUCAGUCUAGAGAAGAGGAGGAGGAGGACGGGCAGGAGGAGGAGGAAUCCAUCGAGAUCUCGAGAACAGUGGAACCCCAAGUGUUACAAAGACUGGAGUCGAAAUUUCUAAAGUUGUUCGGCAUGAGUAAAAGGCCUCAAAAAACGGUCGAGAAGAAGCUCAAAGUUCCAAAAUACUUGUUGGACUUGUAUCAAAAACAGAACGGGGAUGAAACCCUGAUGCCCACGACGAACCUCAAUCUCCCCGGAAGGAAUACCAGGACGGCCAACACUGUCCGCACGUUUUACGUUGAAGAACCCGGUUUAACCUCAUCAUCGCUUGGCGGUGGUGACGACGACGACGACAACCACUUGCACUUCAAUCUGGACUCAAUCCCAGAUUCUGAGCAAGUAACCGGAGCCGAACUCCGAGUGCCAUUCAUCCUCCGCAAAGAGGACUUGUCAUCCUCUCCUGACGAUGAGGACCAAGUCGUCUCCGUGAAAAUCCUCCUUCACGACAUCAUCAAGAAGAAGACGCACCCUUUGUCGAAAAAGCCGAAACAGUUCCACCUCACCCAACCCAUCACGCAACCCAUCGACUCAAAAACGGUGAACGUAUCGAAACGGCGGAACGGAACGACCACGACGUUCUAUCUGACGUUCGACGUCUUCCCAGCCGUCACUCGGUGGGGAAAAAACCGCAAAAUUAAUCACGGACUUUUGCUAGAAAUCGUGUACAUUGGACAGAACGGGGUUCCCAUCACUUCUCCUCCGAGGAAACAAGACGCAGGGAAAGUUACGAAGCGUCACAACGUUCGUGUGAAGAGAGACCUGGCCAUCGCCUCCUCGAGUUCUUCUAGAGAUGAUGAUGACUCAGGGAAAUCUGCCGCACAAGGGACGGAAGUGGGUGCGGUUGCGGCUGUCAUUCCAACACAAAAUGAGUCUAAGAAAUCUUCUACCACUCAACCGAUUGUCCUCUUCACUUAUUCCGACGAUAAUCGCACCGGUCGUAAGACGCGUGAUGCAAAAACAAUUUCACGGCAGUAUCGAGCCGCUCAGCAAAACCAGCAACAACGUCGAAGGAAGAAUCACCGGAACAAGAACAAGAGAAGAAACCUCUGCGCCAGACACAACAUGUUUGUCGACUUUACCGAUGUCGGAUGGAACGAUUGGAUUGUUGCACCUCCAGGGGCUCAUUUUUUCCACUGCUCUGGCGAAUGUCCUUUCCCUAUGGCUGAGAAUUUGAAUGCGACGAACCACGCCGUAAUCCAGGCUCUUGUGAACUCGAUGAAUCCAGGCUUGGUUCCACCCCCUUGUUGCGUCCCCACCAAAUAUUCUUCCCUGUCCCUCCUCUACACGGACUCCUCGGACAAAAUCGUUCUAAAGAAUUACAACGAGAUGGUGGUGGAUAGUUGUGGCUGCAGCUAAAAACACGGGGAGGUCAACCUCGUUCCGUAUAUCUCGUCGGAAUUCGGACCUGUUUUGGAGCCUGAUAUGUUGUUAUCGAGACGAUACGAUUCAGCAAUCGGUCAACAUCAACAGCUACAUAUCCAUUUGUGUUCGGGUCCGUGGUGGACAUACGGAAAACUUGGUUUUUAAUGUUUGGUGAUUUUUGCAACUUUACCUGGAGGAACAACCGGAUUAUAAAAGAGUGAAACUUACAAGUAUAUUUGUGUGCUGGUCGUUUGUCAUACCUAAGUAUUUUAUUUUUGUUGUUUUUAAUUAUUAAAAAUUUUAUCUGUUAACUAUUUAAUUUACAUAAGUAGUAAAAUAAUUAGUUAAAUACCGCAGUCAAUAGUCAUCUAAGGUCAGUUAUAAGAAUUUACUUUUAAUAAAAAUAAGCAUAGAAAUAGAGUAGCAUUAAUAAUAUAAUCCAUGAAAUGGAGAGUGUGGUUCAAUGUUACGCGGAAUAUUAAGAGUACCUGUUUAUUAUGAAUUUUUAAACAAUUUCUUAAAAAAAUGAGCAGACAGAGGCUAAUAAUUAUUUUAAAAGUCUUACUUUUUCCUCGCUUAUUAAAUAAAUAAUAUUGUUUUGCUUUUAUUUUGACGGGACAUGAAAAUGCAAUAUUACUAAACCAAUUUACGAAUAUUAUUGCCAUUUAAAAAUUAAUACUCUACAUAUUCCUUUACUGGUUAUGGCGAAUGAUAAACUUGUGAUAUAUAAAAGAGCAUCUAUAACUAAAAUAGUGUAGUAAAUAUUGUUAAUGGACGAAUUUUUUAAGAGGAGGAGGAGAUUGUAAAAUUGUAUGAAAAGAAGAUAAUUUGUGUAUGUGCUUAUAAAUACAGGUUAAGUUUUAGGAUAAAAGAAACUGAAUUAAUUUUGAUAAUAAUAGAAAAUGCCAUACUACUUUUACAUAAGUAUUAAAAAGCCACGAUUUAAUUAAACUUGAUAUUUAAGCAGUAUAUAUAAAGCAGCUGCAUGCAUAAAUGCAUACUUACUGAUAUCUACUCCAUGAACAUGACGAGGCUAAGAGAAAUGUGAAAAUGAAUAAAUAUAUACGGAUGGAAAGAAAAUUA
This is a messenger RNA of Folsomia candida, 3494 nucleotides long. Its product is annotated as protein decapentaplegic. Lineage: Eukaryota; Metazoa; Arthropoda; Collembola; Entomobryomorpha; Isotomidae. Gene Ontology annotation, cellular component: extracellular region. Gene Ontology annotation, molecular function: growth factor activity; cytokine activity. The record is from RefSeq and is a predicted model, not a curated record. The transcript is spliced from 5 exons. The coding region runs from base 645 to 2405 and encodes 586 amino acids. Gene Ontology annotation, biological process: SMAD protein signal transduction; BMP signaling pathway.